AUGGGCGACUUGAUGCCGCUCAGGAGUUUUCUCGGUAACGCUAGGAUACUCGAAUAUCAGCGAAAUUUCGAACUGCUAAUGAACGAAUCGUUCCGGGACAUCUUCGUCAAGUUGUACAGCACUCAGAUAUACUAUCCGAUCAUUGAUGCAUGCUACAACGAAAUUUUCUACAAACAUUACCGCGCUCAUAAAGCUGUUUAUAAAUGUCCAGGUCAAACUUUUUACUUCUGUCUUGGUUUGAAUAAGCUUUCAAAUGACCGAUGA
This is a messenger RNA of Gongylonema pulchrum, 264 nucleotides long. The record is from the annotation of a GenBank genome assembly. Lineage: Eukaryota; Metazoa; Nematoda; Chromadorea; Rhabditida; Gongylonematidae.